Messenger RNA from Tilletiopsis washingtonensis, 2474 nucleotides. RefSeq lists its product as hypothetical. Gene Ontology annotation, cellular component: cytoplasm; nucleus. NCBI's taxonomy places the organism in Eukaryota, Fungi, Basidiomycota, Exobasidiomycetes, Entylomatales. The coding region runs from base 259 to 2241 and encodes 660 amino acids. The record is from RefSeq and is a predicted model, not a curated record. The transcript has 8 exons.
CGCCGCGAUCAGCCACGCGCGUGCCGCACCUCGCAUUCCUCGGGCCGCUCGCCCCUUCCUGCAUCGCAUCCUCACGCCGCAGCGUGACAUCCGCCGCCGCUCCGAGAAAGCGCUAGCUCGCCUGCGCAGCCUUGCUCCCACGCACGCAUCUCCGCCUCCACUCCGUGUCCUGCGGUAGCCACCGGCAGCUCCGCACGCCGUCGCCCCACCGCACCCUCGGGCCCGCGCCGUCGUCGCUGGUACACGCCGCCGCCCCAAAUGUCCGGCGGCUCGCGCCACAUGUCGGCCAUUCCGGCCGAGGAGCUGCCGAUCCUCGAGGCGCUCAUUGGCAUCCGCAACCGCCUCACAGCGCUCAAGAAGGACUCGAGCGAGUAUAUCCGGCCGCAGGAUGUGCAGCAUCUGUACAAGGAGGUCAUCAAGCAAGUCACCCGGCUGAACACAGUGCGUGACGAGGCGCUGGCCUCGGACCCAUCGCUGGCCGAGGGCCUGCGGACCUCUGCCUCUUCCUCGUCUCGCGGCGGCGGCGAGCCGGGCGGCAGCGGCGAGGUGGACACGGCGGCACUGCAGAGCACGAACCGCGUCGACACGACGCUCAACGACGUGUUUAGCCUGCUCUCGCUCUUCUUCCUCACGAUCGGCAAGAGCCGCGAGACGCCUGCCACGUUCAGUCAGCUGGGAUGCAUGAAGCAACUGCUGGACCAUCUGGCAGAGUCGGGCAUCUACACCGAGGGCGAUCUGCAGCCCUUCUCGAAGCGCCUGACGGAGCUGCGCGCCAUCGUCAAGCGCGAUGCAGAUGCAGGCAAGCACCCAGUGCAGCUGACCAAGCUCAUGAUGCGCAAGCUCGAGGGUUGCGAGAAGGUGCUGCGCACCCUCGAGGGCACGCUCUCGGUGCUCUCCGUCGAGCUCGUGCCGAUCCACCAGCGCCUCGUCAGCGUGCGGCGGCAGAUUGCGGCGGCCGCUGCCACGCCCAAGCUGCCGCGGCAAGAGAUCAAGACGCUGCAGGAGGAGCUUCGCAAGAUCGACUCCAAGCGGGUGGACGGCAAGUUCCUGGGCCCAGGAGGCUCGUCUGUGCCGGCAGGCCAAGCGAUCCUCGUCGGCAUUCUCGAGGACUGCUUCGAGAUCUGCCAUGACAUUACCGUGCGCAACGACCAGGUGCCGAUGACGCUGCAGCCGAUCUACGACCGCCUCUCCGAGAUCAAGGGCCAGCUGGAGCAUCUGGUGCUCACGCACCGCUGGACGCUACGCGAGACGGAUCUGUGGAACUACCAGGUGACGCUCAAGGAGAUUGACCGCCUGCGCGUCGAUGGCAAGUUUGUCGACAGCGAGGGCAAGCAGCCCGAGGGCCAGCUGGUACUCCUCUACCUGCUUCGUCGCUGCUACGGCCUGAUCUACCGUCUUGUCGCCUCCUCCGAGCCCAUCUCCGAGGAGCUGAUGCCGAUCAGCAACAAGCUCUCCACAGUGUCCAAGUGUCUGAAGGAGGUCUCCAAGUAUGGCGGGCCGUUUACGAUGCGCGAUCUGUACCCGUACCGGCUGGCACUGCACCAGAUCGACGGCAUGCGUCGGCCUGUGCUCGACGCCGAGGGCAACGACACGGGCGUCAAGAAGUGGCUGGGACGCGACAACACAGUCCCAGAGGGACAGGCGAUUCUCAGGGCGCAGUUCGAGGAGGUCGAGCAGACCAUCAACGAGAUGCUCAACCGGGAAGAGGAGGACGACGACGACGAUGAAGACGAGGACGAGGAUGAUGAGGACUGGGAGGGCUCAGCCGCGAGCGGCGACGUGAGCGAGUCUGGCUCGCUGGACAGCCGUUCCGUCGGCGAGGCUUUCUCCAACGACGCCAGCUCUCCGGCGCCAUACGAUCACUCGAACCCCUUCGCAUCGGCCGGUACUUCUGGCCUCGUCUCGCCUGCUUCUGCGGCACUAGCUGCUGCGCAUGCUGCAACGACGUCUCCGCCGCCGCCUUCCGCAAGUCAAGUCGCCGCUUCUCUCGCUGCCGGGCCUCGACUCGCGCCCGCAUCCUCGGUUCUUCCGCCCGGAGCUGCACCGCUGGCAGUGCCCAGCACGCUGGCGCCGCGAGCACCGAGCGACAUUCCGGUGCUUGCUGGUCUCACUGCGCGCGAGGGUGAGCCGGCGGCUGUGCCCGCGGUUGGAUCACUCCCGCCGGAGGGCGCUACGAGCAUCGAGAUGCUCCAGGCUCAGCUCGCAAAGGCCGGCAUGCAGGACUCGGCUUCGCCGCCGUAACAGCCGUAGCUAGAUUUCGAUACAUCACCCACCUCUCUCUCACCCCUUUUCCGCGUCACCUGACCUCGACUCCUUCUCCCUCUCCCACGCAUCCCACUCGGCGGCACUCCAGGCCCUCUCCCCUCCUCUCUUUCUCAGCGCCGCCGCUCGGGGCGUACCACAAAGCGCAUUUGCAUAGCCUCCUCCCUGCCUGACGUGUGACGUUGCGGAGGCACACGGAGCGGAGUCUGAGU